AUGACCGGGCCGCCGUCCUCUUCCUACCCCAGCCAAGUCUCGCCGUCAGCCGUCGAGAUUUCGCCGGAAAACGAGGAGAAAAGCUCCGGUUUUGAUAGAAACUUCGCCGGCUUCGUUCUCCGUCGUCCGGCCGCCAUUUUUGGCGAUCCAGUUUGCAGUGCUAUAUGCACUACCCUAUGUACCUCCUCGGAUGUUGACAGACCCCAUACGUGGCCGGGUGCGUCCCGACGUAUGAGUGGGAGAUAUGAUGGUAAGAUGGCUGGUGAGAAUGUAGCCAGUGUGACGCGUCUUUGGAUUAGUUGA
Molecule: messenger RNA, 303 nt
Organism: Prunus armeniaca (apricot)
Lineage: Eukaryota; Viridiplantae; Streptophyta; Magnoliopsida; Rosales; Rosaceae
Source: the annotation of a GenBank genome assembly